AACAAAUUUGGGAAUAUGAUUCCCACCUUUACUUGGAAAAAAAAACGUAUAAGAAUGCACAUUAGGUUAAAAUUUGAAGGAUCAAUUCUGGAACCUAAUGCAGUUAGGAAAAUGAUAGCAGCACAUCACUUUCUCUUUAUAAAAAUUAUAAUUUAUGAGCAAUUCCUCCACAGGAAAUACAGAAUGUACAUGGAUAUAGUCUGUCCAAUAAAAAAUUUGCAAAAUUUUAUUUCCAAAGUUGCACUGCAUAACUAAACGAAAAAUGCUAUGAAAAGAAUCCAAAAUUUUGCUAAAAUGACGUGAGAUAUUUAUUUACUCUGAACUAAGAAAGCAAGCCAUUAUGUAUACAUCUAGCAAAUAUUUAAGUUUACCACACAAAGUUUUAUGUCAUUGUUUUAACUAAAAUGUACAGCACCAUCUGAGAAUGGAAAGUGGAAAUAGAGAACUUAGGCCCACAAGUGAACAAAAGUAGGAAGGAAUAUGAUAUUUUCAUGUCACCACACACAAGCAUUUGAGUUUGUUUUUCUAUUGGUUCUAUCCAAGAUUCUAUGGGUUACUAACUCCCCACUAUUUCUCAGAUAUAAAUACCACCCCUCAGCAUGCAUUCCCCUAAAGAGAAGUGUGCAUGCAUUGGAGAAAGAAGAACAAGAACACAGAUUUUACACAAAGUCUUCCACUCAUUAGAAUCAGAAACCAGUAAGAAUAGUUGAAAAUCGAGCACUAUCUAGUUGCAUCUUCCAGAGGAAGAAAAGUGAUCCAGAGAAUAGAAGCCAUCAGGUGUGAUGUAUCAUCAUCAAGGGAAGAACAUGCACUCUUCUUCAAGAAUGCCAAUCCCCUCUGAGAGGCACAUGUUCCUUCAAACAGGAAACGGGUCUGGUGAUUCUGGACUUGUUCUCUCAACUGAUGCUAAGCCACGAUUGAAAUGGACGCCGGAUCUUCAUGCCAGGUUCAUAGAAGCAGUGAACCAGUUAGGUGGAGCUGACAAGGCAACUCCAAAAACAGUAAUGAAACUCAUGGGGAUUCCAGGUCUUACUUUAUAUCAUCUGAAGAGCCAUCUGCAGAAGUACAGAUUGAGCAAGAAUUUGCAUGGACAAACUAACACUGUAACACACAAAAUCACAGCAACAAAUGCGGGGGCAACAACAAGUGAAAGAUCACUUUCAGAACCCAGUGGAACUCAUAUGAACAAGUUAAGCCUUGGCCCACAGGCUAACAACAGAGAUUUACAUAUAAGUGAGGCACUGCAGAUGCAAAUUGAAGUGCAGAGAAGGCUAAAUGAACAACUUGAGGUACAAAGACACUUGCAGCUUCGGAUAGAGGCACAAGGAAAAUACCUGCAGUCUGUGCUAGAGAAAGCUCAAGAGACACUUGGUAGACAAAAUUUGGGAAUGGUAGGACUUGAAGCUGCCAAAGUUCAACUAUCAGAGCUGGUGUCCAAGGUCUCCUCCCAGUGCUUGAACUCGGCAUUUUCAGAGCUGAAGGAACUACAAGGAUUUUGCCCCCAGCAACCACAAACCAACCAGCCAAAUGAUUGCUCAAUAGAUAGUUGCCUCACAUCUUGUGAAGGGUCACAGAAGGAGCAAGAGAUACAGAAUGGUGGGAUAGGUUUAAGGCACUUGAAUGGCCAUGGCCAUGCAUUCAUGGAAAGAAAGGGAGGCACAGAAGCUCCUAAAUGGAGUAAUGAAGUGAAAAACAACACAUUUCUAGCUCCAUUAGGCAAGAAUUCAGAAAGAAGUAGCUAUGGUGCAGAGAGAAGCAGUGGAAACUUGUCUAUGAGCAUUGGACUUGAAAGGGAAACUGAGAAUGGAAGCAGCAUGUAUACUGAGAGUCACACUCACACAGAUGGUGAGUUCUGGCACAGAAACAGCAAUAGGACAGAACCAAAGAAUGAAGCAAUGGAUGGAGGAAGAGGUUCCCAUGAUUAUAGGUUGCCUCCUCCAUACUUUUCAGCAGCAAGAUUGGACUUAAACUCACAUGGAGAUAACAAUGAAGCUGCAACAACAACAACAAGCUGUAAACAACUGGAUUUGAACAGAUUCAGUUGGAGCUGAUGAGAGGCCUAACUAACUAUGGAUAGAUACAGAGAAGAAUAAUGGUUCUUCAAGAUUUGAUUCAGCAUAAGUUGGAGGAUUGUAGGAACAGUGUGUUAUUAUUUUGCAAUAUCAUCUGGUCUAUCUUUGAAUCCAACAAGUGGCCAAAUAUAUAUUUAUAUGUCUUUGUUAACUGAAUGAAAUAAGUUGCAA
Messenger RNA from Arachis ipaensis, 2243 nucleotides. NCBI's taxonomy places the organism in Eukaryota, Viridiplantae, Streptophyta, Magnoliopsida, Fabales, Fabaceae. The record is from RefSeq and is a predicted model, not a curated record.